AUGAAGAAAUUCAUCAGCAAUUCUCUCUUUUCGUCAUCGGCCAUGAUGACUGCUGUGAUGAUGAGCGGCAAGCCUUCCUCUCAUCGUAUGGCUGCGGCAGCUGCUACAUCAUUCCUCUUCUCUCAUCCAUCAUCAUCGUCGGUACAAACAACAAUUUCCAGCACAAUAACAAAUUGUUCAUCGUUUUUAAUUAAUUCCAUUUGUGAGGCCUCUCAACAUCAAGUUCGUUUUGCUUCAAAGAAGAGUGGUGGUUCUACACAAAAGACCAAAGACUCUCAUUCAAAAAGACUGGGUCUCAAAAGAUUGCAAGGACAACGAGUGAAAGCUGGUGAAGUAUUAGUCAGACAACGAGGUAAUAGAUAUUGGCCCGGAUACAAUGUUGCACAAGGCAAGGACUAUACGCUCCAUGCUAUUCGUGAUGGAUGGGUGCACUUUGCCUAUGACGAAGUUUACAAUAGAAAAUAUAUUGUAGUGGCCCCUCGUUUGGCUGAUAUUGAAAAACAAACUCAACUUCAAUUCCACUUUGAAGGUGAGGAACCAUUUGUAAAGGAUCCGAUUGUUCGUCGUAAAUACGGAAGAAAUAUUGCAAAUGCCGAAAUGACUCGAGAAGAGAGAGAAAAGAGGAGAGAACAGCAAGCCAUCACUAAGGAUGUUUUGCCUGUCAAGCGAAUUCCAAAUACUCAGGUCCACAGAAUUCCAAAGAUUAUCAAUUAUCAAGUCAGAUAUGUUGAGGAUACAGCAAACUUUAAAUGUAAGAGCAGCCUCAGGACUCAUCGUACAAUGCCAAUUAGCGAACCACCUAGAGAUAGUUGCCUUUAA
Molecule: messenger RNA, 819 nt
Organism: Naegleria fowleri
Lineage: Eukaryota; Heterolobosea; Eutetramitea; Acrasida; Naegleriidae
Exons: 1
Coding region: 1-819 (272 amino acids)
Biological process (GO): translation
Cellular component (GO): ribosome
Molecular function (GO): structural constituent of ribosome
Source: RefSeq, a predicted model, not a curated record